Messenger RNA from Penicillium daleae, 2040 nucleotides. RefSeq lists its product as uncharacterized. The transcript is spliced from 2 exons. Lineage: Eukaryota; Fungi; Ascomycota; Eurotiomycetes; Eurotiales; Aspergillaceae. The record is from RefSeq and is a predicted model, not a curated record. The coding region runs from base 1 to 2040 and encodes 679 amino acids.
AUGCAUUCACAAAGGGAUGUGAACGAUGAAAGCAAGGCCAAUGCUUCAUUGUCUGGUGAGCCAGCGAGCCCAACCUUUUCCCUUGAGGACCUGAGUCUGCCGCACUACAAAGACGAAGAAGACUGGGAGAGAAUCCGACGCGCCCAGAGCCGCGCCCGGGCCCGAGUCAGCGGCGAAUACGGCGAUCUAGAGCUGGGCAGUGUACCGCUCUUGCCAGCGGGGCAUCCAGAUGAACAUCGCGAUCUGGACGACUCGGAUUCGGACUUUUUCGACUAUGAGGAGCAGGGGCUGCAUCGGCACGACCCGUCGUUGUCCUGCACUUUCGCUGGCUUCUGUGUCUGGUUGCGCGGGCCGGUCCCGCCGCAUGUUUACCACAUCAAGCCCUGGUUUCCACGAUGGCAGGCUAUGCCCGCGCGUUUAGUCGAGCGGUGGGCGCCGCGAAAGGGUCUGAAGAUUGCGCUGCUCGCUGGCGGGUUGAUCUUUUGGAUUGCCGUGUUUUUUGCUUCGCUGCAGGCAUCCGUGGCUGGCCAAGAGGUCUUGGGAUACGGCCAGCCGGUGAAACUGUCGUGUCACCAGCGUCUGUGGACCAAUGCUACGGAUUGUGGUCUGAAUGGGGACCUUUGUCUUCCAUUCGAUGAGCAGUCAUUCGCUUUCAGCUGCCCAGCAGGCUGCUCUACCGCCAUCAUCCUGGAGCCGUACGAUAUCGGUAACCAGUCGUAUAACUAUAGGCACCUCGUCAUCGGAGGGCAACCCUUCCGGAUGGACGGUCGCGUCAGUGGGCUGUACCGCGGUGACUCCUCGAUCUGCGCAUCGGCCCUGCAUGCCGGGGUAAUCAGCGACAGCAAAGGUGGCUGUGGUAUCCUACAUCGUCGUGGAAAGCGAGAUAACUUCCAGAACUACACCAAGAAUGGCAUCGAGAGUAUUCCUUUUAAGCCGUCCUUCCCAAUGUCGUUUGUCUUGACGCGACAGGCAUCUUCCUCGGGGUCGAGCGAGGCCAAGUUAAUAGAAUGCUUCGAUAUUCGCUGGUCGCUAUUUGCUUUCACCGUGUUCGUCACGGCGAUAUUUUCGAUGACGGUCACUUCAGCGCCAGUCUUUUACAGCAUCACCUUCUUCAUAGUGUGGUUCCAAGUCGCCAUGGCCUCUGACCCACCUGGCUCGAGGGGCUUCUACGGCUUGUUACAGAUUGGCCUAGGCCGGUUCCUCCCCGGCGCCUUUGUCGGAUUCGCCUUAUAUUACUUCUGCGUACGCAAGACUCUCGGCAAUCUCCAAGCACACGUGGAUAAGACAAUCCUAUGGCUGGGAGGCUGCUGGGUCGGUGCCUUGAACAGCGAUACUUUUGACCGUAUCCCCAUCUCCCGCCUCACGCCACACGACCUUCAACAGCAGCCCGGUGCUAUCACAGCCCUCAUCAUCAUCAUUGGCAUCCUCAUCGUAGCCAUAUUAAUCCAGGCACACGCCUUCCGCCGCGAGGGCCGUCUACUAUCGAUUCUACGCCUCUACGGUAUCAUGCUUAUCGGCAUCAUCGUGCUCAUCCUCGUGCCGCACAUGAACCUCCGCAUCCACCACUACAUCCUUGCACUCCUCCUCAUCCCAGGCACAACACUCCAGACCCGUCCCAGCCUCCUGUUCCAGGGCGUAAUGCUUGGUCUAUUCAUCAACGGCAUUGCCCGCUGGGGCUUCGACUCGAUCCUUCAAACACCAGCCUCCCUCCUCGAAGGCGGUCGUCUGGGCACGAUUCCACCACCCAUGAACCCACCGCACAUCGAGGACCGGCACCAUAUCGUCUUCUCCUUCCCUGAUAUCCCCCCACAUGUCGACGGGAUCAGUGUGAUCGUCAACGAUGUGCUGCGGUAUCAGGGGCUCAAGUCGAAAGAUAGCAACUCCGUGCCGGACUUUGCUUGGUCAAGACUGCACAAUGGUCAACCUGAGUACUUCCGGCUAGGGUAUGUCCAUCUCAAUGCAUUGGGUGGUGUUUGGUAUGAGGAUUUCUCGGUGGCCUCGACGUGGGUUAUUGAUGGCGACUUUUACUAUCCGGGAUAG